UGCAGGUUUAUGAUGGCUUUGAAUCGUAUUCCGUAAGAUUUAGGAUUUCAGUGUGACUAUCUAAUACCAAAACAGCUCAAGGACCAGUUUUGGUUUUGUCAGAACUCCGGGAAAGCAAAACGGCAAAAGAAGUUAUGCAAAAGGUUUUGUUGUCUUAGGAGUGACGAUAUUCAAACAAAGCCUGUUUGCCAUCUCUCGACUUAUGAAAUAUAUUAAGAUUUAGACCUUGGCAACUACCAUCCCGAAUGAUGUACGAAGCUUAGAAGGGUAAGCUUAGAAGUGGUCUGGAAAUCAUUGAAAAGUGAGGAUUGUAGCAACCAAAGUGUCUCGAGUCAUCCUAAGAAUGAGGGAUCUUGGGGCGAGUGCGGGUAGUCUCAGUAGAACGUACUCUUGUUCAUCUGAUCACUCGACCCAGCCAACGCCAUCGCAUCGCUCCGCCUCACAAGAAGCCGUGCGGCUAAUGGGACACUUGGAGGAAGAAGAAUUGAAGAGGAUUAGGUCAGACAGUACCAAGCCGUGGCUGCAGGGUCCGCUAUCUUUGUCUAGACAAAGCUGUAGGUUUGAGCUCCCCAUGGACAUGAAAGUAUUGGAAAACUUGUCACCUCUGGAAUACGUAUCCUUAUACUGUCGCAUCAACAGCCGCAGGAGAACUCUGUUCAGACAUUAUUUCACAAAGAACGAUAAAGAUAAAGACGGAUUUAUAAACCACAGGGAGCUACUAAAAGCUCUCAGGGACCUUUACGCGCAGAGUAUCACGGUUGAGCAGGUUAAUGCUAUAUUAGGAAUGCUGGAAAUCGAAGAAAUGUCUAAGAAAAUAGAUUUGAGCAAGUUCUUGGCGAUUGCGGCUUUCUCGGAGAGAUUUCUUUACUGUUUCUUCAACAGCAUGGUACAGGAUGUUUCAGAGAAGAGGACUGUCUUGGAAGAGACGGACUUCGGGGCUCUGACGUGGAAGCUCGAGGGGUGUACCAUCAGUGACAGCAUGAGGAAGUUAUUAAGGGUGCUUUAAAGACUAUCAAAAGACUUUUUCAUACAGAAAUAGUUCAAGGAUCAAGAAUCUGCUGUAGAUAGAUGUACUCUCACAAGUAUACCAUGUGUAUUUUGAUUAAACCAAACGUCUACUUGCA
Nematostella vectensis (starlet sea anemone) is the source of this 1124-nucleotide messenger RNA. RefSeq lists its product as uncharacterized. The record is from RefSeq and is a predicted model, not a curated record. The coding region runs from base 344 to 1006 and encodes 220 amino acids. The transcript is spliced from 3 exons. NCBI's taxonomy places the organism in Eukaryota, Metazoa, Cnidaria, Anthozoa, Actiniaria, Edwardsiidae. Gene Ontology annotation, molecular function: calcium ion binding.